Molecule: messenger RNA, 816 nt
Organism: Entrophospora sp. SA101
Lineage: Eukaryota; Fungi; Glomeromycota; Glomeromycetes; Entrophosporales; Entrophosporaceae
Source: the annotation of a GenBank genome assembly
AUGUCUACAGCAUCAACAUCAACGACAAAUCCAACCUCAGUAUAUGCGCCUCCGACAUCCUUUGGAAUAACACCUUCAACUACUACACCAGUGCUAACAUCACCACCAACACCUAAACAAUCUACAUGUACAACGCCAAAUAAUACAAUUUAUAUAAACAACUUGAAUGAAAAAGUAAAGAUACCAGCUUUAAAGAAACAUUUAAGUGCUAUUUUUGAACAAUAUGGAGAAAUACUAGAAAUAGUAGCACAUGGAAAUAUACGUAUGCGUGGACAAGCUUUUGUUGUUUUUAAAGAGCAAGAAAGUGCAGCAAAUGCUAUAAAAGGAGUUCAAGGGUUUGCUUUACAUGGAAAACCAAUGGUGAUUCAAUAUGCAAAAUCAAAAUCUGAUGCAAUUGCAAAAAUUGAUGGAACCAUUGAAGAUCACAAGCAAAAACGGGUUAAAGAGCCACCAAUGAAAAAAUUCAAGCCAAAUAACACUACAACGUUUCCAACAGGACCUUCAAAUAUUCCAGGAGCACCAUUAUUUCACUUUGGACAUCAAUUACCAGCACCUGGAAAUAUUCCUGACGAGUAUCUUCCACCAAAUAAUAUACUCUUUUUACAAAACCUACCUAACGAUAUAACUGGAGCAGUUCUUACAUCUUUGUUUGAGCAAUAUUCUGGAUUUAAAGAAGUUCGUUCCAUUCAUCCAGCAAAGGGUAUUGCAUUUGUUGAGUAUGAUACUGAGCCACAAGCAAUGGUUGCCAAGGAGGCUUUAUCUAAUCAUCAAAUGGGACCAGAUCAUAAAUUAAAGAUAACAUAUGCAAAAAAAUAA